AAUAUAUCAGAAUAUUCCUUUCGCUGUGUCCUUCGGACUCCUUCCGACUCCUUCGUACCAAAAUGGUGGCAUUGCGCAUUUGACCUCAAGUGCACUUUGCACAGCUUGGAAGCGCUCCGUGCAAGCAUGGCUGCCGGUGCGGUUGCUUGUGCUUGCCAAGCCCGCUUUGCAGCACUCCCACAGCUCCAGGUUCCCCUACAGCCAGCUCGAGUCCACAAUCUGUCAGCACUUCUCACUCCCCUACGAAAACGUCUGCAUGCAAAACUGUAUAAUCCCUCUUCGUUUCUGUUCGGUGACCAAUUACUAUCCCUCUCCUCCAGCACUGAAGCUCCUCUUCGAGCAGACAUUGAGAAGGUUCCACCGAAGGGGAAAGGGAUGCAGAUUCCAAGACGGCAAUUGGUUUUGGGAGGGACUGGAAUCCUGAUCGCCGCAGCGGCAGGAAAUGCAGAGAAGCCAGCAGCUGCAGCGGCAGCAGCUAGUGCAGAGAGUCUAGUCCAGCCUCCCGCAUCUGUCCUGGUUAUAGGAGCUGGGGGUGCCACCGGGGGCAGAAUUGUCAGGGAGUUGCUCAAGCGGGGCUACAAGGUGAAGGCGGGGGUGCGGGACGUUGAGAAGGGCAAGGCCAAGCUUGGGGCUGCGGACGGUCUGUCCUUCGUAAAGACGGAUGUCACAGAGCCGGAGUCUGUUAUUGCGCAGGCGAUUGGUGACGCUGAGGCUGUGAUAGUCGCCACCGGAAAGGCCAGCCUGAAUCCAGCCGAUUCUUGGGCUGUAGACAAUCUAGGUACUCAGAAGGCCGUUGAUGCCGCCAAGAAGAAGGGCGUCAAGAAGUUCGUGUUGGUCAGCUCUAUUCUGACGAACGGCGCUGCGAUUGGCCAGUUCUUCAACCCCGCGUACCUAGUUCUGAACAUAAUCGGAGGCGGCGUUCUGUUCGCCAAGUUGAAAGCGGAAGAGCACAUCAAGAAGGCGGGAGUUGACUACACGGUUGUGCGGCCAGGCGGGUUGUCGAAUGAGCCCCCCGCAGGUUCCGUUGUCAUGGGGUCGGAAGACACCCUCUUCGGCGGACGGAUCUCUAGAGACCUGGUUGCGUUGGUAGCAGUGGAAGCCCUUGUUUCAAAGAAUGCAUCCAAGAAGGUUGUUGAGGUGAUUGAAAGCCCGGACGCCCCGUUGAAAUCCUUCGAAGACAUGUUUGCUGCAUGCAAGAACGCGAGUUGAAAAGAUUCACGCCGACUGUUUAGCAAUUCAGCAGGCGGGGCUGUUUCAAUGUUGGUGAUCAGCUUGUUGCCCAACAGCAUGUGCAAUGUGAAACAUCCUCGUUCCUCUCUGACCACAGCUAUGACGCUUAAUUAUCCCGUGAC
This is a messenger RNA of Klebsormidium nitens, 1352 nucleotides long. NCBI's taxonomy places the organism in Eukaryota, Viridiplantae, Streptophyta, Klebsormidiophyceae, Klebsormidiales, Klebsormidiaceae. The record is from the annotation of a GenBank genome assembly.